UUUAAGUUUAAAACGAUUUGAUACAAAUAGGUUAUUAAUCGAUUAGUUGUGUAUCAAUAUACAGAACACAACGGAUGUUACUAAUCAACAGUCGAAAUGGCUUGUUAAGUAAAGAGUGGGUAAUUAAAUAAUAAACGAUAAAGGCAAAUUAAUCUAUGACCAGCCCAUUUUCAACUGAAUUGUACAGUGUACACAAUGUAUUAUAUUCUCAAAUGUUGACCAAUAACAUAUUGAUAGGUUGCGCAAUAAAACCAAAACCUGUUUAUAAAUUAUUUCCUAAACAAGUUUCUAUUACCUGGCUUAUCAAUUUUUAUAAUAUAAAAACAAGUUUUAGUUUUGUUACUUGUUAGUUGUUACCAACAAUAUGAGUAACUACAAAUUAAUUUUAGGUAUAGAUAUAGGUACUAGUUCUAUAAAAAUAAGUAUAAUCGAUGGCAAAACCUUAGAACUGGUCGAUUCAAAAUCCAUCUCACCCAAUGCUAAAGUAAAAUCAAACAAUCCAAGAGGCGAUGAACAAAAUGUGCUUAAGAUUUUCAAAGCAUUACAAAAAUGUAUAAGCUUGUUCCCUGAAAAUCUGUUAAAGCAGGUUGAAGGAAUUGGUGUAUGUGGCCAAAUGCACGGAAUAGUAUUUUGGAAAAAACAGUUUAUUCAAACGUUAUGGGACAAUCAUUUUAACAUAGAAAAAUCUGAUUUAGUUUCAAAUUUAUAUACCUGGCAGGAUGCUAGGGUAGAUGCUUCAUACUUAGAAAAACUGCCAAAACCUAAAUCGCAUUUGAAUAUUUAUUCUGGCUAUGGAUGCAGUACAAUAUUUUGGUUAAAUGAAAACCAAAUAAAUGAAUUAAACAAAUAUAAAUAUUGUGGAACAAUUCAAGAUUUAAUUGUAUCAAUACUGUGUAAUCGAGAAGAUUCUAUUAUGUCAACUCACAAUGCUGCUAGUUGGGGUUAUUUUGAUGUGAAAAAUAAUGCCUGGAAUAUUAAUAUCCUUAAAAAAGCAAAUUUUCCUACAAAUUUAUUGCCAUCUACAGUAAUUCCUGGAACACUAGCUGGGAAUUUGUUUAAUACGAUGUAUGGAUUACACAAAGGAAUUGUAAUCGGAGUUGCCCUUGGUGAUUUACAGUGUUCUGUGUUAGCUCAUUUUCCAUCAUUAAAAGAUGCAAUUAUUAAUAUUUCUACGUCUGCUCAAGUUGCCUACAUAACCAACCAUGUUGAACAAACAUCUGCAGUAGCUGCUUCUUUAAAUGGGGGAAAUGCUUUGGAUGUACUAGUAAAAUCUAUUUUUAGUUGGAUAAAAGACCUUGGACUAUCUGUAACAGAAGAGGAUUUAUGGAACCGAUUGUUAAAUCUUUCAUCUGAAGAAAAUACAACAUCUCUUAUUGUUAACCCGCUAAUGAUGGGCGAAAGACACGAUCCCUCCACUUAUGGGUCAUUAUUAAAUAUUACAAAUAAUAACUUAUCUGUGGGUCAGAUAUAUUCAGGAUUUUGUAAAGGAAUUGUUAAUAAUUUACUGAAAAUGAUGCCAAAAGAAAUGUUAUUGAAUGCUGAUAUUAAAAAAAUUAUUGGAACCGGGACAGUCAUAGUUAAGAACAGCAUAAUAAGACAUGAAAUUGAAAAAAAUUACCACAUGCCUUUAAUUGUAAAAGAAACUGGAGAUGCCGCUUUUGGCGCUGCUUUAUCUAUGGUAAAAAUAAAUAAAGGAUUUUUUUAAUGAUAUCUAAAUAAUUAAUAAUUUGUUACCUAAAUUAUUUUCAUAAUAUUAAAAUAAUAAGUUGAUGUUUAUUAAGACAAACAGAUAAUUAUACACUUUUAAAAUUUACAUAAGCACUUCUAUCUUUAAGUAUAAAUUUAAAUUAU
Molecule: messenger RNA, 1851 nt
Organism: Adelges cooleyi (spruce gall adelgid)
Lineage: Eukaryota; Metazoa; Arthropoda; Insecta; Hemiptera; Adelgidae
Product: sedoheptulokinase-like
Exons: 7
Coding region: 365-1705 (446 amino acids)
Biological process (GO): carbohydrate metabolic process
Cellular component (GO): cytosol
Molecular function (GO): sedoheptulokinase activity
Source: RefSeq, a predicted model, not a curated record